This is a messenger RNA of Acanthisitta chloris (rifleman), 604 nucleotides long. It is a transcript of the gene HGH1, whose product is annotated as HGH1 homolog (S. cerevisiae). The record is from RefSeq and is a predicted model, not a curated record. NCBI's taxonomy places the organism in Eukaryota, Metazoa, Chordata, Aves, Passeriformes, Acanthisittidae. The transcript has 5 exons. The annotation marks the transcript as partial.
GGGUUUGCUGCAGAGGUUGUUGCCCUUCACCCAGUACCAGGAGUCGGAGGAGCUUCGCUGGGGAGUCGUGGGAACCCUCCGGAACUGCUGCUUCCAGCACGAGCACCAUGAGUGGCUGCUGAGCGACGAGGUGGACAUCCUGCCCUUCCUCCUGCUCCCGCUGGCAGGUCCUGAGGAGCUUCCUGAGGAAGAGAUGGAGCAGCUGCCCCUGGACCUGCAGUACCUGCCCCAGGACAAGCAGAGGGAGGAGCGGGCGGACAUCAGGAAGAUGCUGCUGGAGACUAUCAUGUUGCUAACGGCCACCAAGCCUGGACGGAGCGUGGUGAGGUCCAAGGGCACCUACGUGGUCCUGCGUGAGCUGCACCGCUGGGAGCAGGACCCGGAGGUCCUCAGCACCUGCCAGAAGCUCAUCCAGGUGCUGAUUGGGGAUGAGCCUGGGCCAGGGAUGGAGAACCUGCUGGAGGUGACAGUCCCUGAGGAGGUGGAGCAGCAGCUGCAGCACAUGGACAGGGAGGAGGAGGAGGAGUGGAGGAGGAGGAGGAAGGAAGAGCAGCAGGAGGAGACACCAGAGGCAGCGAUGUGUCCUGAGGGGACGUCACAGUGA